ACAGUGAAUUGACUAAAUUUAAUGGCGGAUGCUAGCAAAAAGAGGGACAUUGGAUGGAAUUAUGGUACCCAAGGAGCAACGAAAGAUUCGGUUAAUUGUAACUUUUGUGGGAGUACUUUUAAUGGUGGAAUAACCCGACACAAGCAACAUUUAGUGGGUGGUUUCAAGAAUGUUAAACAAUGUACAGCUUGUCCGUCGGCGAUUAGAGAAGAAAUAAGGGCUUAUAUGCAAAAUAAAAUCGCUAAUAAUCCCAAAUUUCAAGUGAGGCAGCCGGAAGAAUAUAUUGAUAUGGAUGAUGUUGAUGAUAUGGAUGAAUAUGCGGAAAUGAUGCCUCCCUCCAAAACUCCAAAGAUAUCUUCUAGUGGAGGUGCAUCAUCCACCGCGCGGAAAGGCCCUAUGAAUCUCUAUUUUCCGCAGAAAUCAACACAAAAAGGAGGCUUUGAAAAAGGAGGAGGAAUUGAUGAAACAAAGAAAAUUCUAAGAGAGCGUGCGGUAAGUGCUUUCGCAAUAUGGAUGUAUGAUGCGGGGCUCCCUUUUAAUUGUGUCAAUCACAAAUCAUUUAAUAAAUUUAUUGAGACAGUAGGACAACAUGGCCCCGGAAUGAAGCCUCCUACAUUCCAUGAAGUUAGAGUUACUCACCUAAAAAAAGAGGUGGAGAAAGUGGAAAAAAUUGUCGAUGAGCAUAAAGUGCAAUGGACAAAGUUUGGAUGUUCCAUUAUGAUGGACAAAUGGACGGCGCGAAAUGGUAAAAUGAUCAUCAAUAUUUUGGUGAAUUCUCCAAUCGGUAGUGUAUUUCUUGGUUCUGUUGAUGCUAGCAAUGAAUCUACCGAUUCCACCAAAAUGUACAAGUUGUUUGAAAGCACUAUUGAAAGAAUUGGAGCGGAAAAUGUUGUACAAAUUGUCACUGAUAAUGCUAGUGAGAAUGUUAAAGCGGGAAGCAUGAUGAUGGGUGCGUACCCACACAUUUAUUGGACUCCAUGUGCCGCUCAUUGCAUCAACUUGAUGUUUGGUGACAUAUUCAAGGUUAAGCCAUAUGCUUCCGUUUUUAAGAAGGCCAUCAGAAUCCAUUCUUACAUUAGUCAAAGGCCAUUGUUGUUAAACUUGAUGAGAAAAUUCACCAAGGAAAGAAAUUUGGUGAAACCGGCCAAGACAAGAUUUGCAACGGCCUUCUUAACUUUGAGAGCUAUGUACAUACAAAGAAAAAACUUGAGAACUUUAGUCCUCUCAACCGAAUGGACUUCAAGUAAAUUUGCAAAGGAAACUUUGGGGAAAGAAGUUGCCAAUCUUAUUAUUUCUGCCCACUUUUGGGAUGAUGUUGUUCGAGCACUUACAGUUUGUGGCCCUUUGACAAAAGUGCUUCGUUUGGUGGAUGGGGAGAAAAAACCACCAAUGGGCUAUAUUUAUGAAGCAAUGGAUAGAGCCAAAGAAACUAUUGAACGGGGUUUUCGUGGAAUUAAGAAGCAAUAUGAGAAAGUGUUUGAAAUUAUUGAUGCAAGGUGGUCAGACCAACUCCAUCGGCCUUUGCAUGCUACAGGCCAUGUUUUGAACCCAGGAUUGUAUUAUAAAGCUCAAGAAGAGGGAACUUUACUACAGAGUCUGUGGACCGAGUAUUAUGCAUGUGUUGAGAAGAUGAUCCCCGAUACAACAAUACAAGAUUUACUAGUCGCUGAGCUUCCUAGGUACAAAAUGGCGAAUGGACUAUUUGGUUGUGGUCCGGCUAAAAGAGCUAGAGACACAAGGUCACCGGUGAAACACCAAACUUGCAAAAGUUUGCCAUGAAAGUAUUAAGCCUAACUUGUAGCUCAUCCGGAUGUGAGCGAAAUUGGAGUGUGUUUGAA
Molecule: messenger RNA, 1838 nt
Organism: Solanum stenotomum
Lineage: Eukaryota; Viridiplantae; Streptophyta; Magnoliopsida; Solanales; Solanaceae
Exons: 3
Coding region: 22-1779 (585 amino acids)
Source: RefSeq, a predicted model, not a curated record